Messenger RNA from Salvia hispanica, 1314 nucleotides. RefSeq lists its product as uncharacterized. Gene Ontology annotation, biological process: gene silencing by siRNA-directed DNA methylation. The record is from RefSeq and is a predicted model, not a curated record. NCBI's taxonomy places the organism in Eukaryota, Viridiplantae, Streptophyta, Magnoliopsida, Lamiales, Lamiaceae.
GGUAAAGUCUACAACCAUCAGCAUCUUAUGCUCCUCCCCCUCCCCACUCUUAUAUUCCACCAAUUCGGUUGCAUGCAGACUGCAGUAGAGGAAGAAAGUGUCCACUGUCAACCACAAUCUUCACCAUCUUCUAUAUAUUGGAAUGGGUGAGGAGGACAUCUCGGAGAUGAAAGAAAUGUUGUAUAAAGGUUUCAAAGCUGGAAAUGAGAAGGUGAAGGCGUCUGAUGGAAAAUUUGCAUGCCCCUAUUGCGCAUGUAAAGACCAGGACUAUGACUAUGUUAGCCUCCUCCAGCAUGCUAUUCGUGUGUCGGAGGGCUCCCUAAGCCUCCACCAGAGAGCCAGACAUUCUGCAAUGGCUACAUAUCUUGCCAUUGAUAUAUCAUACCAAUCACCAGAGAAAUAUUCCGAUGAUGAAUGGGUGCCUCCAAAACCUACGAAGAGGUCAAGAACACAAGUCACUAAAAAGAAUAAUUCAAAAGGAAAGGCAGCUGCGCAUGCCAAAGAUGUGGCCAGAGCAGAACAGAGCGAGAAGGAGGCUGCUGAAUUGAAGAAAAAGUUGGAUGAGACGACAGCAAAGACUGCUAGAAGACAACAAAGGGCGAAGGAGACCCGCGCUAAAUUGGAGAGAAAGAUGGAUGAGACGAGAGAAGAGAUGAAUGUGCUUAUCACAAAAGAGCGAGCUUCCAACGAUGAGCUGCAAGGGGUUCGCAAAGAACUUAUCAAGGGGUUUAGAGAGAGUAGCAGCCGUGGCCAUAUUGGAUUGAAAACAAUUGGAGAACUCGAUCACGACGCCUUCAUCAACCAUUUGGUGAUGAGAAUGCCUCCCGGCGACAAUGUGAUCAGAGGCGUCGAGCUCUGCACAGAGUGGGAAGAAAAGAUUAAAGAUGUGCACUGGCAUCCCUUCAACAUCAGCGAAGAUGCCAAUGGAAAGCCUCAGAGAUCGAUCAACGAGGAGGAUCGCGUAUUGGUAUCUCUCAAGGAAGAAUUUGGUGAGGAGAUACACGAUAUGGUUGUUGAUGCUGUCACUGAGAUCCAUGACCAUACCUUCAGUGGAAGCUGCGAGCUGUGGAACUUUCAAGACAAAAGGAAGGCGUCGCUUGUUGAAGUUGUCCACUCCCUCUUCAAGCUUCCAGCUGCUAAACGAACUUCUAAACAAAGGAAGCAAACCAAAGGAGCCUAACAGAAUCUGGCUGUUUUCUACUAUUUGUUGUUGUCUCAUGACUUCAUUUUGCUAUAAGGUGAACACUUGAAUUACCUACUUCUCAACAGAUGCGAGUUUCAUUUACGGUUAUCGCAUCGAUUUAAUGCUUUUCA